Molecule: messenger RNA, 1119 nt
Organism: Dioscorea cayenensis subsp. rotundata (Guinea yam)
Lineage: Eukaryota; Viridiplantae; Streptophyta; Magnoliopsida; Dioscoreales; Dioscoreaceae
Exons: 5
Coding region: 222-1007 (261 amino acids)
Source: RefSeq, a predicted model, not a curated record
UGCAACAUGAAUGUGCAAGGGAUCACCAUAAUAGACAUGUAAAUGCCAAAUGGAUUGCAAAGACUUAUUUGGAGCAAUUUAGGGCUGAUCCAUCGUGGAAAAUACCUGGGAUAGUCCAAGCAGUGAAGACCAAUCAACAAGUGGAUAUAAGUAGAUUGAAGGCAUAUAGAGCAAAAAGCAAAGCAUUGAGUCUUAUAGAUGGGGAUGAGGAGGCAUAAAUAAUGAGGCUCUAUGAUUAUAGAUUGGAGCUUAUGAGGACACAUCCUGGUUCAACCAUCAUGUUCAAAUGUGAUCAACGUAUUUUUCAAGCCAUGUAUGUAUGUCUAUCCCCAUUGAGGGAGGGUUUUUUGGCAGGGUGUAUACAGGUGAUCUCGAUUGAUGGCUGCUUCCUCAAAGGCUUAUAUGGGGGGCUGUUAUUAUCAGCAGUUGGGAUAGAUGUAAAUGAUUGCAUCUAUCCUGUUGCUUGGGCCACUGUUAGCAAGGAAAAUAAGGCAAAUUGGAAGUGGUUUCUUCAACUUUUGGCAGAAGAUUUAAGGAUCACGAACAGUUUUCAUUGGGCUUUCAUCAGUGAUAGACAGAAGACUAACUUGGAGAGAACAGAUACAAGGCAAGAUGGCCAGCCAACUGAAGAUAUUAAUCCAAUGGAUGCCAUAGAUCCUCAAGUGUUGGAGGAACAUUUUGUCAUGGCUGAUGACUUAGCCUUAGCUGGGGACAACCAGGGUGGGGCAGAGACAGUGGCUGUAGAGCAAAGGCUAACCCUUGAAGCACCACAAUCACAGGUGAUUGAUAUUCUUGUCCAAAGCAUCAACAUUUCUAGUACUGCAAUCAAUUUUGGGAUCAGAAAGAACAAACUUAAAGUAAAAAGGGGAGGUAAUGCCAACAGUCAACCUGUUAUAAACAUGAACCAACUACCGAAAGAGAUAUCAGGCCAAAAUCCAUCUAUAAAUGUUGCAAGGCAUCCUAGCCUAAAGGCUCAGAGAAAAGAAAAAGAGCUUGACAAGGGUUAGAGCCAGAAAGUUGGAGAUGCUGAAAAAAGAAGAAGGAAGGUGUGGGUCCCCCUGGGGCUGGAGGACCUCAAUGAAUACAUAUUUAGAUAAAUGUAAUGGUUUGUUGAUAUCA